Messenger RNA from Penicillium salamii, 660 nucleotides. Lineage: Eukaryota; Fungi; Ascomycota; Eurotiomycetes; Eurotiales; Aspergillaceae. The record is from the annotation of a GenBank genome assembly.
AUGGCUGACUCAACAUGUAUCGGGGUCAGUCCUCAGGAUCUGACGGAUGAUCAGAUUCAACAACUGCUCCUUGAAGCAGAGAACAGACUACGGGGCCCUCAGGCAGUCGCCCCAGUCGAUGACCUCGCAUCCAUCAGAAUUCCCAAGCUGUCAACUGGCUCCUCACUAAAGGCCUAUGUGCGCCAGGGAGAUGAUGCGGUAACUAGCAAUGCUGCCAAGCUGGCCGAUCCCAUGCAGAAGAAGUUGGCCAACUCUCCUUACGCCGCUGGGAAGAAUGAAGUCAAAGAAAAGCCAAAUGCUGGGCCUGAGUGGUUCAACCUCCCCAAGACAGAAAUGACUGCCGAGUUGAAGAGAGAUCUUCAGCUCAUCCGCAUGCGUUCCGUGCUUGACCCUCACCGACACUACAAGAAGGAUAACGGGAAGGCCAACCCACCUGAGUACUCUCAGGUUGGAACUAUCAUUCAAGGUCCCACCGAGUUCUUCAGCAACCGCAUCACCAAGAAGGAUCGCAAGAAGAACUUCGUCGAAGAGACCCUGGCCCUAGAGCGUGGAACCAAGCGUUUCGAGAGAAAAUACAAGGACAUCCAGGCUGCCAAAACCAGCGGUAAAAUGUCUUUCUACAAGGAUUUGCAAAACAAAAGACGCCGAAACAACAAGUGA